This is a messenger RNA of Ailuropoda melanoleuca (giant panda), 8622 nucleotides long. It is a transcript of the gene HBS1L, whose product is annotated as HBS1 like translational GTPase. The transcript is spliced from 5 exons. NCBI's taxonomy places the organism in Eukaryota, Metazoa, Chordata, Mammalia, Carnivora, Ursidae. Gene Ontology annotation, molecular function: GTP binding; GTPase activity. The coding region runs from base 167 to 2071 and encodes 634 amino acids. The record is from RefSeq and is a predicted model, not a curated record.
UCCUGAAGCGCGCAGAAAAGACGUCGCGCGUGCGCAGGCGCUCGGCGCAGAGGCUUGCCGGAAGUUAAGAUGGCGCGUAUGUGUCGGCCAGGCCGCAGUUGGCGCUUUAUCAGUAUCUAAACCGUGUGUUUUGUAAGGGGCUGUGGCGAACGCCCUCUCCAACGCCAUGGCCCGGCAUCGGAAUGUCCGAGGCUAUAACUACGAUGAAGAUUUUGAAGAUGAUGAUCUCUAUGGCCAGUCUGUGGAGGAUGAUUACUGUAUUUCACCAUCAACAGCUGCUCAGUUUAUUUACUCGCGGCGCGACAAACCUUCACUUGUUGAGCCUGUAGAAGAAUACGAUUAUGAAGAUCUGAAAGAGUCCUCCAGUUCUCUUUUGAACCAUCAGCUGAGUGGAAUUGAUCAAGCUCGUCUUUAUUCAUGCCUUGAUCACAUGAGAGAGGUACUUGGAGAUGCUGUGCCAGAUGACACUUUGAUUGAAGCAGUUCUGAAGAACAAGUUUGAUGUGCAGAAGGCUUUGGCAGUGGUUCUGGAACAAGAUAAAAUGCAGAAUUGGAAGGUCAAGAGUGAGAGAGCAAUAUCUACAGGGAAGAUAGCAAAAGGAGUCUUAUUAUCUUCCUCUGAAGUUUCAGCUGAUAAUGUUCAAAGCUCUGGUCCUCAAUCCGCAAACCAUUUGGAUCAUAGUAGCAAACCCUUUGAUUUUUCUGGCCCAGUAGCAAAAUCUGGAUUAUAUCCUAAUUCCUCAGUUGUACCAAGUCACUAUUUACUCCAUAAAAAAAAGAAACUUGGCAGACCUAAAAGUGAAAAGAAACUAGAAUCAUGUAAGUUAACAAAAGAGCUGUCACUAGCUGACCUAAUUGCUGAUAUGCCAAGAGAUUCUUGUAAAAGUCAGCCAUCAGUCAGAUUAUCAACCACAGAUAGUCUGGCAAGUCUGUUUUCAAAGAAUCUAGGUGCUGAUGUGUUAAGACCUCAUGAAUCUGAAUGUGUUUCCAAAGAUGAUUCUUCAUUCAAAGAAAUACCAGAUUUAAAAUCCUUAAUGAUAAAGAACAUAACACCUAAUAACUCUUUAUGUACUCAAAAUAAUUUACUACCUGAUUUACAAAACAUUCCAGUACAAAACAGCAUAGGAAAUUUAAAUAAUCCUUCGGUCUUAACUAGCUCAUUGGAAAAUAGGGCUCAUGAUAAUUUAAAUGCUAGUGAAAUGACUGAAGUUGGAAAUGUUUCUUCAGUUGAACAAAGUGCCAAGAAUUACAUUUUAAAAAAUGACAAUUUGCAGUUUUCCCAGUGUGAAAGUCCAUCCCUAGCUGAGCAGUUUCAGGAACACAAAGAAAACAAUCCGAGCCAGUGCUUUACUUUAUCUGAUCUUUGUAACCAGUCAUCUGCCAGUUUCACAGAUCUAAGUUUGGGAUCCUUUCCCCUGUCACAGCUAGCAAAUCGGUGUCCAUCUUCUACUGGAGUAUCAGAAUUAACAGGAUCUCUGUCAUCUUUGGCAUUUUGUAAAGCCUCUCCUACAAGAGACCUUGAGAAUUUGUCACUUUCUGAUUUGAUUGCAGAAACAAUUGAUAUAGACAACUCUCAGAUUAAGAAGGAUUCUUUUAAGCUCAGUUUAUCUGAAAUGAAGUCACCUGGAAUAGAUUCAAAGAUUGAUCUUAGUGUCCUUAUAAAAACCCCUGAUUUUGUUCCAAAACACAUGGUAGACACAUCAGUUGCUCCAACAUCAGGAACAAAAGUUUUAAGUUCAAAGUUAGGGAAAAGUUUCAAUUCUGCUAAGGAUAAUAAGAAAACCAAUAAAGGCUCUUUGACUAGGAAACCACCUUUUUCUCUCUCUUGGACCAAGGCCCUUGCUGCUAGACCUUCAGCUUUUGCUUCAACACUGUGUCUUCGUUACCCACUGAAAAGCUGCAAGCGACGCACCCUUGACCUGUAUAAGACUUUUCUUUAUAGUAGACAAGUUCAAGACAUAAAGGACAAAGAAAUAAGUCCUCUUAUAGCAAUAACACCAUUUGACUUCAAAUCAGCAUCUCCUGAUGACAUUGUAAAAGCUAAUCAAAAGAAAGCUUUCACUAGAGAAUAGUGACAAAAGGAAAACUUGAUAAUUGUAGAGCUUUUGUUUUCAAUUAAUUUAAAGUCUGUAGAAUUAUAUUAUGGGAUUCAGGUUGUGAUUUUUAUAUUAAAAUUGUCUUAAGUCAGUUGAUAGCUUUAGUUGAUAUGUAUUUUUGCACUGAAAAAAAAUUUUUUUUUUACUAUAUCUUCUUUUAGUGAUAACUGGCUUUAUUUAAGUUGAUAGCCUAAAAAUGGGUGUAUGUUUACAAAGUGCAUAUGGAAACUUGAUAUUGUGAAAUCAAACCUCUCAGAUAUUUUUGUUUGAAGUAUUCAACUUUAUAAGUUUUUACAGUGAGAUGUUUUCUUUUAUAAAGUAUUUUUGUGCUUCGUUCUUAAGCAAAAAUGCCACUUGGAAUUAUUAUAGUUUAGUGAUAAAGAUUUUUCUUAUGAUACGUGGCAUAGCAUAGGUGAGACGUAAUUAUAUUUUAAAAUAUUAGUAAUAUCAUUCCCAUUCAUUAUUUUUCUGUAGGUGAAUACUUAAAAUUUUUCUAUUAGAAAAUUUUAAAAUUCCUGACUUUUAAGAAUACUGUGGAGGUUGUUGAAAUACAUUUUUGAUGAUAAUAAAAUGAAAAUCCUUUAAGGGACCAUGUAUAUAUUAAAGUUGGAUUAAUACAUAAAUUAUUUUUAUACAUUUUUCAAAACCAUUUGUCCUAAGUGCACACUUUAAAAUAAAUAUAUAGAAAGUGUUUUCAAGUAUGGUUGCAUGUUGUUUGAAUAGAUAGUUUUAUCAGAUCUCUUACCUUUUUUUUUUUAAUACUGUAAGUAAAGAAAUGUGGAGUUUUCCUCUUUGAUACUGACAGCUGUGUGUACUACAGUGACAAAGUUUCAGCAAUGGUAGACGAAAUAAGAGCUCUUCUAGUUGCUAGAACAAGUAUGUAAUUCAUCCCUUAAAGCAGUAGUCCUCAGGUAACAAUCAGAAUCGCUGGGGAAAUUUUUUCAAAACACAGAAACUGUGGCUUCAUUCUAGACAUGGUGAAUCAGCCUCUGAGGGAUGGCAUUUGGGAAUGUGUUUUUUCCAAAUAGUCCCUAGGUGAUUGUGAUGUGUUACUUUUUCUUGAGAACCACUGCCUUAGGGGAAGAAAUCAGUAGUAUGAGAGGAAUUACUGAUGCUGAGAAUGACAUCUGACUAAUGUGAAUUUGUGCUUCAUAGUUUCUAGUAAUCAGGAAUACCAAGGAAAAUUACGAAUUAGGAAUUACAGUCUUUUACAUGAAUAUGCUGAUAUUGUAUUACUAAUAUUUCUUGCAGGAAAUAGUAUCUAAAAUGUUAUUUCUUAGUGAAAAUGAAAUAGCUGGCCUUUUCCCAGUAAAGAAAUAUUUUUCUCUGGCAGCUACGUCACUAUGCUUUUGAUAAUUUUUUUUUGUAUUUCUCGUUUGUUUGUUUUCAGAAUGACAUUCCAAUAUUUUUAGCUGUGUAUGAUGUUUUAUAUGCAGUGUUUUGGUGGGAAAAGCCAGAAUUACGUCUUCAUUGUUCUUGACCACUUUUUUCAUGAUGUCUUCGGGUUUUGUUUUUAAUUGCAUAUUUCAGUGCCUAUCAUACUGGUGCUUAGGAGAGCAUAUAAAUCACGUUAUGUUUUAUGGUCGAUUUUAAAGUUUGAAUUAUCUCAACUGCUGAUUUUGUUUUCCUAGUUUUAAACCUCGAUGAAACAUUUUUAGUAAUUUUGCAAAAUUAGAAUACAACUCAUCAGCUAGAUUUAUGUAUGGGCAGUCUCCCACUUAGAAUUGAAUUAUAUUCUAUGAGUCUGUUUGGAACUGACAAUAAUUCCAGUAGAUUAAGUGUUAUGCAAGUAGUCCACUUCGCACAUGAACCCACAAAUACUUAUUUAACCCAUAUUGAAAUUGAACAGUGGUACUAUUAUUUUACCUUCUUUUAUAACAGAUUUUCAAGUGGAAAUACAAUACUUUUAAGCCAUGUAGUAAAUCUUACAGAGUGAACUAGGUCUCCUUUUGUUGACUGAUUAGGAUUGUAAAUACCAUUUAUAAGAUUAUUUAUUUAGGGGGAAAGCUAUGUUGCAGAGUGAUAGGGAACGCAACAAUUUUUAAAUAGGUCUCCCUCUUUCCCUUGUCAUGGCUACUGGUCCGUCAGGCACAUGCAUGAUAUGGCCUUGUUGACUAAGGAAGUGUCACAGUCUCUGAGAUUCAGAGGGUGGAACCAAGAAGGCCCCUUGCCCCUUCCACCCUUGGCCUUUGGCCGUUGAUACAGAGACCAGUGCCUGUUCCGGCUACAUUCCCAGUGACGAUGAUUGCUUGCACUAUGUGCAUAUUCUGCACCAGCUGCUGGUUUUUGACUGACUGCUGUCUUGGUAGCUCAGGUAUGCUAAGAGUUUUGGUUAAUUUUCUAAUUCCAAUAUCAGUUUUGUGAUGCAAAAGCCAUUUUUAUUUGCAUUAUGAUCAAGUGCAUUAACAUUUUUCUUUAGGAAUGUAAGUGAUAUUGUAAUUAUAUUCUAAGUGAUAUAAAAUACAAAAGACAUUGAAAAUUACUAUUUUUGCUCACCUUUUUUUGUCUUUAAAUGAUCUACAUGAUUUAAAUGGUUCUUGGAUGCUUUGUCCUUUUGCAUUCUAGUCUUUGGUUGGCUCUUUUGGUUAUGGUUCUUCUUUCCAUUAAUUGCUAAGAACUAGGGUUUCACUUAUGUACAUGAUACUUUGCUUAACUUUUCUUUCUUUUUUGUUUUACCUCUUUCCUAUUUGGAGUUUAAUAACUGGCAUUCUAACUUCUUUUUGACUUUGAAUCCUUCUUUCUUGAACUUCUCUUUUACCCUUUUAUCUUCUCAUGUAAGUAGUAAUAAAUAUUCCCAGUGUGUUAUAUUUCGUGUUUAGUGUCCAAGUGGCAGGUCAUGCAACUGAUUGUCACACCAGAGAUCAAACUAGUACAGUGCUUUUCUUUGUAUAUGAAAGGAAGCACUGUGAAACACAUUUAAGAGAAAAGUAAUGAGUUUGUAUGUGAUUAUUUCCUUUUAAAUUGACCCUGAAUUUUUAUGUGGACCAUUACAAAUAAACCAAGUACACAGUUACACCUUGAAGACUGUGUAUCAACAAGUUUUUUGUUUUGUGUUCCUAUAAGUAUGUAUUUGGUUUUAGAGUCAUUUUAGUAGUAGCCUAAAAAUUGUUUUUUGUUACUUAUAUAAACAAAGAGAAUGUUGACCAGACAGGGAAGUGUUGAUAGAAAUUUCUUUACUAGUUUUCUGUUAAAAUUAUAUAAGGCCCAGUGUUCACAGUUGUACAUUGUAUUUUUAAUUUUUAGGGUGUAAAAGACUUGUCAUUUUGAGUGUAUAUAUACAUUUUUGUAAAAGCUACAUUAAAAUAAAUUAUAAUUGUGAGAUUCUUUUAAAUAAGAAAACAUUACAGUUUAUCCAUAGGGAUUUUUUAGAUAAGCUUGAUCCUUCAGAACAGAAUUUUAAUAAUUUAUGCUAAAGAUACCUGCUUUUAUGUUCCUGUAAACAAAUUAAAAAAAAAAAAAGAAACUACCUGGUUGUAAAGAAUUUCUUCUAAGAUGUUUGUCACUUAGAAUUCUUGCUUUCCAAAAGGUAGAAUUUUAUAUAUGUUUACCUUGGAGGACUUAACAUACGAUGUUCAUGGGGACCAUUUUAAACAGCAAAAUUGCUAACUAAAAUCACAAUGUGAAAAAUGUGACACUAAAUGGAUCAUGAAAAGGGUACUUGUUUAUGGUGUGAGAGCUAGAACAAGAAGGCAGAGUAUCUCACCUUUUUGACCUAAGCUGGGACUGUGCAUGUGGGGGUUCAAAUUUUUUGCUUCUCUCCACUUGUCUGGGCGUGAUUGCAAAAGUGCCACACAUAGUGAUUUUGGGGUUACUAAUAAAUUUUAGUGAACAGGUGAAUUUGCAGAUAUGGAAACUGUGAGUAAUAAGGAUAGAUUGUACAUUUUUUGACCCACUAUUCUCCAUCCUUGUUGCUACUUUUCCUUUUAAAGACCAUUAGUUUGGGGCAGAAUUAUGGAAACAUUUGUUUUCUUUACUUCUUGGUUUAUUUUGCCCAAAACACUUUACAUGUUACAGCCAGAGUAACUUUUCCAAAUUUAGCUCUAAUUUUCUGUCCUCUGUAUAAACGUUUUAAAUUAUUUUAUAAGACCUUUUAGGAACCGGGUUCUGUUCAUGUGUGCCCCUCCCCCCAACCUGCCCAAGAACAAACCCACCUGAAUUCUUUCUGGUUCUAUAUAGUGCUUUGCCCCUGCCACCAUCCCCACUUCCCCCCCAGCUGAUCAUCCUUCAGGUUGUAGUUUAUAUAUCACUUUACUCCCAAUCCUGGGGUAGGGGAACCUUCAUACACAUUCUAGUUCACUGUAUUCCUUUUACUAGCAUUCCAUGUAAAAUUUAAUCUCUUUCUCCAAUACAUGUAGUCCUUUCCCCUUGUCACCCUGCUUUAUUGUUCCUCACAGCACUUACAUCAUCUGACAUUGUGUGUGUGUACUCAGUUAUUGUUUUUAUUACCUGUCUCCCUACUGAUCCCCAUGUCCCCCAUGAAAUUGCUAUGGGUGCAGGGAUUUUAUGUGUUCACUGCUGUUUCCUCAGCUUAGAAUAUGUCUGGCUCAUAAGUGUAGGAAAGGGUUUAAAGUAGAAAGCAAGUUUCACUCUUAAUACAGUCCCACAUUCUUGUUCCCUACAGGAAGCUGUAAAUAAAUCUGUAAACAAAUCGCUUCUUUUGUAUUAUUCUUCUAGAAACUUUACUUGUAUACCACAUAUGUGAACCUACAUAUAUAUCUUUAGACAAAUGGGAAGAUACAUAACACUUCUCUGUCUGUGUCAUUUACCAAAGCAUUUUGCAGAUUUUUCCUUACAAUUUAUGUAGAGAUCAAUCUCAUUUUUUUGAAAGCUGUAUAGAAUUCCAUUAUAGGGUUGUACAUUAAACAACCCUUGUCGAUACUCAUUUUUAAGUGUUUUCAGUUGCUAUUGCUAAUGACUCCGAAAUGAACAUUGUAUAUUUUUAGAAAGUGGAUUUCUAAGCACAAAAAUAUAUACUUCAAAUUUUUGAUAGAUACUACCUAAUUAUCUUUAGCAGAGGUUGUACUGAUUUCCUUCUCACAAGUUUGUCAGUGUUUCUCUUGAGCUUCUGACAGAUAUGGUUAUUACUCUUUUUGGUAUUACACCAACCUGAUAAUUAGAAAAUAUUUUUCCAUUUAUUUAUAUGUCUUCAAUAGAGUGAAGGUAACUGCUUUAUUGUAUAUUUAAGUCUAUUUGUAUUUCUUUUUCUUGGAACUGUCUUAAUUUGUUCAUUUUUCUGCUUGUUCUCUUUCAUAAUGACGUGUGUGUACACAUGCAUACAUACACAUGUAUUUAAAUGGUAAAGAAAUCAGUCCUUUGUUAUAUGCAUGGAAAAUACUUUUUCUGAUUCCCAGCUUGUUUUUAUGAGACAGAAUUUUAAUUGUAGUACAUUCAAAUGCAUUGAUCUUUCUCCUAAAGGUUUUUGUUUGAAAGUUCUGUUCCACUACAAGAUAAUUUUUUAAAACAUUAUUCAUUGUUUCUAAUAUAUUUGACAUUUGACAGAUUCUUCUUCUUCUUUUUUUUCUUCUUCUUCUUUUUUUUUAAACACCUUUGAAUCUUUGAUCCAGCUGCCAUUAGGGGGUAACAAGGAAUCCAGUUUCUUCACCAGCAUCUUUUGUCUUUCCAACAGCUGGUUUUGUAACGGUACCUUUUGUUGAAUUACAUAUCCCUUUUCUGUCUUAACCUUAUUUGAACUGUCAUCUUUGACAUGCACUAAGUUCUUCUGUUUUGGGACUCUACUGUUCCAUUUCUUUGUCUUGUUUUGUGCCAGUACCAGAUUUUUAAUUACUGUAGCAAUUACACAAUUUUGAUUAUGUUUUGUAGGCUAUCUUGUUUCUUCUUUCCUUUUUCAUGGUUUCCGUGAGUUAUCUCACUUGGAAACAGCUUGUCCAAUUUUCUGAAAAAAAUCCAGUUGUAAUUGUUAUUAAGAUAUUAAAUGUCAUCAGAAGCUUUGUGGAGAAAAUACACUGUCUUUAUAGGUGGCAAAAGGCUUUUGACAUUACAUUAUUAAAAGUUAAACUUUAGUUAAUAGAUUUUCUUGUAGACUUGUAAUAUUGGUACAAUCCUAGUUGGUCAUGCUAGGUUGUACUUUUAAUGUGAUGGAUUUUAUUUGCUAAUAUUUUAUUCAGAAUUAUUCCAUCUAUUCAUAAAUUUAAUUUGCAGUUGUAUGUAUGUGUUUGGGUUUUGGUUUCUCUUUGUGAUGGUUUUAUAGAGAACUUAGAGUUUUUCUUUAUCCUUAACUGAUUUAAAGAGCAUUGAAAUUAUUCCUUUCAUCAAAGGAUUUAUAUUCCUCAGUGUUCUAGGGUCAAUUUGAAUGUUUUGUUUUUCUUAGAAAAUCAUCUUCAUCCAGGUUGACAGAUGUAUUUGUUUAGCAUUAUAGCAAACAUUGUCUUAUUUUUUUAGAUUCUUAUAUGCAGUUACAUCUCUAUUCUGCCAUUUUAAUUGUUUUUGGUAGUUUAAUAAAACUACUAUUUAAGUAAUCUCUACACCCCACAUGGGGCUCAAACUUAGGUCCCCGAGAUCAAGAAUUG